GGACCUUCUGCCAAACAAAAAUAUUUCCUGGCGGCUCACGUGAUCGGAUUAUCGAAUAAUGACUGGCGUAUUAUGAGCGUGCCCUGCGCGUGAUAAAUGCGCGGCAGUGAUUACAAAAUGCCGUCAGAGUCCAAACCUUUGUUGACAGCUCAGACAGAAAAGCCAAAUCAUUACUCAUAUUUGAAGGAAUUUCGUGUCGAGCAAUGCCCGCUCUUCUUACAACACAAAUGUACACAGCAUCGACCAUUCACCUGUUUUCAUUGGCAUUUUAUGAAUCAAAGACGACGUAGGCCCGUACGCCGUCGAGAUGGAACCUUUAAUUAUAGUGCAGAUAAUUAUUGUACAAAAUACGAUGAAACAACUGGGAUUUGCCCCGAUGGAGACGAUUGCCCAUUUCUCCAUAGAACAGCUGGUGAUACAGAAAGACGAUACCACCUGAGGUAUUACAAGACAUGCAUGUGUGUCCACGAUACGGACUCCAGAGGGUAUUGCGUUAAGAAUGGAAUGCACUGUGCGUUCGCGCAUGGCAGUCAUGAUCAUCGGCCUCCCGUCUAUGAUAUUAAGGAGAUCCAAGCAUUGGAAGCAGCAGAAGCUGAGGGCAGCGGAUCUUCCAAUGGGCCAAAUGCAUUAGACAAGGAGAGAAAUCUUAUGAAUGAGGAUCCAAAGUGGCAAGAUACAAAUUAUGUCUUAGCUAAUUAUAAAACCGAACCUUGUAAAAGGCCGCCAAGAUUAUGUAGACAAGGAUAUGCAUGUCCUCAAUAUCACAAUAGCAAAGAUAAAAGACGAAGCCCUCGGAAAUUCAAAUAUAGAUCAACACCCUGUCCAAAUGUAAAGCAUGGCGAAGAGUGGGGUGAACCUGGUAACUGUGAUGCUGGUGAUAUGUGCUCCUAUUGCCACACUAGGACAGAGCAACAAUUUCACCCUGAAAUAUAUAAAAGUACAAAAUGCAAUGACGUACAACAGUCUGGUUAUUGUCCUAGGGGUGUUUUUUGUGCGUUCGCGCAUGUAGAACAAGAAUUAGGUGUUGCAAGAGAUACAGGAGACACAGGCACAAAUCUAGCUGAAAUAUUAUCCAAUGCUCUUCCUCAGACUAGUUCAGAUAUUAAAUUGAAAGAAAAAAGCAGUGAUAGUUCGAACGGGUGUAGUGAAGUUAGUGAAUCAUCAUCAACUUCAUCAGAAUUAGGGAAUUCGGUAAAUAAUUUGAAUAGCAAUCUAUUGAAUGUCAAUACGACACCACUCAAUUCGAAUAAAGCUCCCGGAUCUCAGCUAUCGCAUAAACCGAUUCCUUUUCAAAGAAGACCGACGAUAGGUUUAGAGUUGACGAAUAAAUUGGUAGCUAUUGAUAAAGAUCCUACGUUAGAUUCACUAGAGAGAGAACAGAGAAAACAGACGUUAUGCUUUGCAUACAGCAAUUUAGGAACUGGCUCAUUUUUUAGUACUGGAAAUGAUACUGUAGAAAGUGUAGUUGGAAACGCAUUGGACGAACUGAACUUAGAAGAUUCCCUUAAUUUGUCUGGUGCGCUGGAUAGGGAACUAGACACGGAUUCUCCGACUGUAUCAAAUUCGAUAUCAGUCGGUUUGGCAUCGUCAGCAGGUCUUUUAGGCAGUUCGGCACCCGUUAACAUUCCCGGGUCCAGAACUGGAUUGGCAGCUGCUGGAUACAGCCCAACUAGCAAUAGUCCCAUGCAGUCAUUUCUAUCUGCUACUAGGUUUUCAGCGUCUGAUAUCGACUUCUUGAAUCAAUCGACUCAGAUGCAGUUGAGUAGCAGCGCCUCGAAAAUGAACAACUAUCCAGGAUUUUUCGAUUUUCAAACCCAAAACAUCUCACCUAGUUCCAGGAAUCACACUAACUUUAGCAUGUCUCCUAGUAUAAACAGCAAUUUGGAGGUUGUAAACAGAUUACGUGAGGAGCUAACUAACUGCCGGAUUCAACUAAGCAACUGGGAGGAACGUCUUCAGCAAGCCAGGACCGCGUGUGAUGUUUGGCAGCGCGAAGCUGACGAAGCAAAUAGGAAAAGUCAACAAUUAGAGGGCCGGUUGAAUGACACUUUGACGCAAUACAAGAGUCUCAAGCAGGAGUACGAAGCGCUACAAGGUGGACCGCACAUCAGGAGCAUCACUGAGGUUUCCGAACUGGGCAAGCUGUCAUUGGCCGUGCUGAAGAACCUGAAAGCGCAGCUCAAGCAGGACUUAGAUGAGAUCGAAAAGGUGCUGUACAGCAAGACCGCCUCGAAAUGCAUGGUAUGCGAGGAGCGCAACCGAACGGUAACGCUGAACUGCAAUCACUUCGUACUGUGCGAUCAGUGUGCCGGCACACAGAACGAAUGCCCAUAUUGUCAGACGCCCAACACUCUGGUGAAUAACAUGUGAAGACGAGGAAAUUAGGCGAGCCGGACUGACAUCCGCAUCUAGUUGUCUAGUUACAAAUAACGAAACACCGCAACUUUGCUAUUCCUGGAUGUGUUUGACGAAAUUGCGCUUGAAGUUUUCGCAAUCAUGCUGAGCCCUUUCACUUUACAAGUUUUGGGAGUUUAGGAUCUAAGUCACGUUAACAAACUACAGCGAAUCAUGUUUGUAAAGGGUUUUUCAUUAAGUGUGUCUGAAAUUUAAAAUAAAACGAGUUGUGUGCGACAUAUGAUGGAAAGUUUAAUUGCGUAUUAAAGUACAUUUAGUACCAUUACUUUGUAAAAAUUACAUCAUUCAAAUGAGCUCCUAGGCUUCGUUUACAGGACUCGAUCCGAGAGGUCCAAUUUUGUUAAACUCUGGCUGGAUCUCACCAAUGGUUUGGAUGAUAAUGUUCUCCAAUCGGUGAAUUGUUGGUUUGCUGCGAAAAACCAGCGGCUUAACGUAACCUCAGAGAAAAAGUCUAAGGGCGUUCACUCGCACGAUCUUGGCGGCCAUUCCAUAUCGCCUCUUCUGGACAUAACGUCUUCUGGCAACUUGCAACAAUGGCAGUGUAAUGGCCGACGUGUGACACGUUGCGAGGUCUUGUUGUAACCACAUGUCGUUGGUCCUUGUCAUCCAAUUGAGGUCUUGAAAAGUCAGUUAUCAUGGCCCGAUACCGAGCGCCGUUGACAGUCACCGUCUCGCCAUUCUCGUUUCGGAAGAUGUACCGUCCAAUGACGCCGGCUGACAAAAACCCACCAAACAGUAAGGUUUUCCAUAUGUAAUGGAGACUCUUGGUACUGUUGUCGAUUACUGUCUCCCCAAAUGCGACAAUUUUGUUUAUUCACGAAGCCAUUUACCAAAAAUGUACUUCAUCAAUAAAAAUGAUUUUUUGGCCAAAAUCUGGAUCUGCUCCCAACUGUUUCAGAGCCGAAUCACCGAAAGUACUCGUACUACAGGCAGGCCAAUUGCUUGUGCAACGACGCGGAAUCAAAAGCUUCGGGUUUUCAGAUACACUUUCGGCAACAGCAACAAUAUUCUAGCGUUUCUACGUCUUACAGUAACUGCUCGAUCAGCAACCGAACCGUCUUGCUCGAAUUUGGCGAUAAUUCGUUGAAUUGUUCGCUCCGCUGGACGAUUAUUUCGGCCGUAAAUAUAUCGGAGCUCGCUAAAAGUUUGACUAAUAGAACACGAAUUUUUAUAAUAGAUUUUAACAAUUGCGACGCGUUCUUGCACAGUGUAGCGCGUCAUGGUAACCUGGGGACUAUGUCGGAACACAAACAUCGAGGAAUGAUAGCCGUGCCACGUGAAACGUCAGAGUAAGGUGUUGCCAAAUUUCGGACAUAGCUAUUGAGAAACCCUUUACAAUCUGAUAACUAUGUAAAAGGCAGUAUUCAUAUUAAGAAUGAAAGUUCAUCAAAUUUUAAAUAAUAUAACGUUUUUGUCUAUAUGGGACCCGAUGGAUACCAGAAAAAUGAAGUAUUUCAGCUGCCUAAAUUGAAAACCAAGUUUUCUUUAUCACAUUAUAAAAACAUUUAACAUUGAUAUAAUCUUAGUUGCUGAAGAUCAGGAUCUUGUUCAGCCACAACUAAAAAUUCUCAUGUUUCCACAAGAAAUAUGUAGAUCAAUAAAAAAAUCUGACUUCUUAAAAAUUGACUUUAGUUAAAUGAUGACCAAUUCUAGUUCCAGCUUCAAUUUUCGUGGUGAUUACGUCACUUGUCUCACAAGGCAUGAAUUUCGUGCUGUAUCGGUGGUCCCAUUUUAAGAAGAGGUUAUUUUAAACUUUAGCCUGCUGCUCCAUUCCAAAACCUAGUUGAUUUGGUCAUCAGCUUUACAAAAAAGCUGGGUACUAAUAUUUUUUUAUGAACAGUUUUUUUCCAGGGGAUCCAAUAUCCAAUUAUGGUGGUACGAUUUCACAGUACGCGUUAUAACUGCUUGCUUUUAUGGACACUUCUAUCGAUCACAAGACUUUAUAACGUUGACUUGUCAGCUUAUCACUUUGACAUAAGCAAAAUCAAGUGAUGGUUUUCUCCAUUUGAGUUAUUAAAAAUAGCGUCGAAAUAACACCAUGCUUUUACAAAGUGUUUCACUUCUUUGAGUUAUCUGCUUGCCAUUCAUAUAAAUACUCUAAUUCAGUUUAUUUUCAAAUUCAUUGUGUAUUUGCCACUUUUUCGAUGUCUGGAAAUAGCAAAGGUGUUGUGGCAUUGUUCUGUAUUUUGUCAUGAUACGGAUGUGAGUCUAGCAAUUUAACAAAUUUUUAAAUUUACUUAGAAUAAUAGGUUUAUCAAUUUUUUUUUAUUUUAAUAACACUAUGAAGAUUUUUCAAUAUUAUCCAUCACUACAUUAUUUUUAAUAUUGUAAGUUCAGUGUAAUAUCUUUUCCAGGUAGUUAUCCAUAUUAAAGUUUUGACUUUAUAAGAACACUAAAGGUUUGAUAUCUUCUUGGAAUAAUUUAUAUCAUUGAUUGUAAUAGUUACAAUUUUGAGAACUAUAUAGGGUAGAAUUAAGAACCUGAUAAGGUUUUUUGAACAUUAUUAUUAGGAGUGAAGUUGAUUGAAUGCAUUGAAGACUGAGUUUUGUGGCAUAAACCUGUAAAUUUCGAUGACGCGCAAUCGUUUCUAGCAACACAGUCCUACAGUGUGUAUUUUUCAAAUUUAUUCCAUAAUGCGAAAGAAAUUAAUCACUCACUAAUCCCAGUGUUGAAGUAGGCGUGUUAUAGAUUGUUAAUAAGCGCAAAUUAUGAAGACACAAGCAACGAAGUAACUGAUACAUAAUAAUAUUCAAGGGAAUGUGGACCAUGUUUCUAUACCAUGUUUCAGGUACAUUUAAGUUCAUUGAAUCCAUGUUACUUUCCUCCGAAUUUUAUGACUCUUGAUAUCUUUUGUUAUUAUUUUACAUUAGAGGAAAGGCACCUAAUUUCGGAUAGUUUUUUUUUUCAUCUAUUUUUUGAAAACCAACCUAUAUUUUAUUUUGGUAUUUCAGGUUAUGAUUCAAUGGGGUAUAAUAAACAAUAUAUAGUAAAAUCAUUUUUAUUUUAACAUGUAAUUUCGGACAACCUGGUUCUUAAUUUCGGAUACAAAAAUAUAUUGCCCACAAACGGAAAAAAUAUUCCAAACAAACGUCCCGGAUAUAUCCUUUGCGCUCGCCACUAUUAGCACAUUCCUCGUGCACCCAUUUGGGAAAUUUCCCACAUCUGAUCCAUUGUUCUCAUCUGACGUUCUCCGAAAAUAGACCAUUACAAAACAUCCACAUCACUUGCGUCCAUAUCGGAAUCAUCAUCAAAUACAGGAUCCUCGUCGGAAUCGUUGCAUGAAUCGUCGACCCAAGUUUUUUUUUUCGUUAUUUUAAAGCAUUUUAAUCGUUGCUUUAGCUUUGUUCUUCGAUUCAGACUGGCUUAAAUCACUUUUCACACUUUUUUAUCCUUUAUCGACUCAUUUCUAUCCGUUUCUUUUAAGCUAGUUUCAAGGUCAUCCUUGAAAGGGGUGCUAUUUGUUUUAAUAGUGAUGACAUAACUUGCCCCUCGCGGGGCAAAACGAAUAAUGGUGGAACAAAUCCCCCAUAGUCCAGUUAAAUAGCCGAAACUGGGACAAAAGUGAUAACAUAGCCACAAAGUUAUUUCCGCUGGCGUAAUGGUGUAAUAAAGGAUUGCGAAUAUUGUUGUAUGAAUUUGGUUUUCCGGAAACCAGCCGUUUUUUUGUAAAACAGCGAAAAACCCAAAAAACCUGUAUUUCGCUGAAACGGCUGAGGAUAUUUGGAAUUUUUUACACGUAAAUUUUUCUAACCUUUGCCGCCGCACCGUCCACAAUUCCUCGAAAAGGGAGGGGGAGGAUGAGGGGGGGUUGUUAGACACGUGUAAUCUGAUCGAAACGAUAAGUACAUUCACAUGGGGAGAAUCCAUUGUGCUUAGAGCACAGAACUUCCGCUGCUCCUCGUUUCAUGUUCCAUUAAUCUAUACAAUUAUUUUUUACAAUGCUAUACCUGGAUCCACAAAAUUGCUAUCAUAUGAUAAAUUUGAAAGACGUAUAAAGAAAUUUAUUUUGAAUACAUAGAAGUAUAUAAAUUAGUUGAUAAAAUUUAUAUCACCUCACACAAAAAUAUUUCCAAUAUAGCAUUCAUAUAUAUGUUAUAUACAUCAUAUUUUUUAUGCACC
Messenger RNA from Acanthoscelides obtectus, 6534 nucleotides. NCBI's taxonomy places the organism in Eukaryota, Metazoa, Arthropoda, Insecta, Coleoptera, Chrysomelidae. The record is from the annotation of a GenBank genome assembly.